CUACUCUCCCGAGAAGAGGGCAUGUCUAAAUUCUUAGCUCCCUUAAAAUGCAAAAUAGAGAAAAAAAGAUGAAAAGCACCAUCCAGACUGUUAUCAGUGAAAGAUGCAAAAGCCACAUUUUUAUGGUAUAGGUGCAUCUUCACACAGAACUGAAUUCUUUGUAGACGCCUAUAUGAGAUUUGCACACGUGGAUUUGGGCAGUUUAUCCCAUUAUUCAUGGCAGAUCCUCCAUGUCUGACAGGAUGGUGACUGAGUCUGAGUGUCUGUAAGUUUCCGUCUCAGGUUUUUCCUGAAUUUACUGUAUAUAUAACAGUGUAGUGAUGUUUAUUAUCGAACAUACAGUAGUACAAAAUAUCAUCAGUACGGGUCAGAGGUGAUCAGAUAAACACCCACCUCACCUCACCUCACCUCACACCAACUUCUUAUUCUGUAUAAAACGUUUAGUUUAUUUCACCAUUAUAUUCGGCGUGAGCGGGUGCUGGCGUCAUGUGUGUAUCAGGUGUGUGUGUGUGUGUGUGUGUGUGUGUGGUAGCUGGAAUAGUGUUGGAUGCCUCGACUGGUUGGUAUGUGUGUGUCAGAGCCGCUGAGGAGGUGACAUCAUACCAGCAGUGAGCGGUGACGAAUGGUUGGAGGGUGAAGGGAUGAUGUCAGUGUGUGUGUGUGUGUGGGUGUGUGUGUGUGUGUGUGUGUGUGUGUGUGUGGGGUGGGUGUGUAUAUAUAUGAGAGAUGACAGAAGGGAAAUCCACAGAGCUUUAGAGGGCAGAGCCGAGGCGUGUUGGGACGAAUCGAGGGUACAGUGAGGGAUCAGAGCGAUGGGAUUACUGCGCGUGGCAGAUCUGGUGACGGGAGCCAGGAGUGAUGGGAAGGACAUUGGACGUGUCAGUGUCCAGGCUGGCGAGUAUGAGAGCACCAUCACCCAGGAGAAACAGGAUGGGGGUUUUCCUAAUGAGGAGAGACCAAGUCCAGAACCUGAACUCACCCUGAACCUGGAUAAAUCCGGACACCUGAAGCUGGAGACGGUGGACGACCUGCUGAAUAUCUUACAGCUGAGACAGAGAAGAAAAGAGAGGAAGAAACAGCUGGUGAAGAAAGAACCAGAACCUGAGAUCCUGCCAGAGACGGUGGAUGAGGAGAUGUUUCUUAAAGCUGUAGAGGAGAAUAAAAUGAUCUUGGUGGAGAAGUUCCUCCGUGACGGUGGGGAUCCCGAUGCAUCUGAUCUUUUUAAGCGCUCUGCUCUGCAUAAAGCCUGUUAUCACGGUCACGUCCCCAUCAUACAGAAACUCCUGGAGUCUGGAGCUUCCAUCGAGAACAAAGACAAGCUAGAUGCCACUGCGGUACACUGGGCGUGUCGAGGUGGAAGUCUACCCGCACUGGAGCUUCUGCUCAACGAAGGAGGGAAAUUCAACUCCAGAGACAAGCUGUCGAGCACUCCUCUGCACGUGGCGGUUCGGACGGGUCAUUACGAGUGUGCAGAACAUCUCAUCCACUGUGGAGCCGAUAUCAGCGCUAGAGACAGAGAAGGAGACACGCCGCUGCACGACGCCGUCAGAAUCAACAGAUUUAAAAUGAUUAAACUGCUGCUGAUGUACGGCGCUAAUAUACGCAGCAAAAACAACAAUGGAAAGACGGCGAUUGAGAGUCUGUCUGUGUGGCAGAGCGGAGCAAAAAACAUCCUGUCCAACUUUACUGAUUCACCACCUACAGCCUGCUGAAGUCUGAGAGAGAGAGAAUGAAAACAUUAGUGUGUUUAUAAAGUAAAGAUCCGAGCUUUACUAAACUCUAAUCUAAUCGAUUUGCUAUUGCUGGCAAUAAGCAUCGAAAAUAUCAUUACAGGUUUUAUUGUGUGGAUGGUUGAAUGAUGAAGAAAUGCAGCUGAUAAUGAGACUGAUGAUGGGAUGGAUUUAUAAUCUCACCUUGGAAUUUCUUUAUGUUUACUGUGUUUGGCUGCACAGUGACCCCCCCCCCCCCCCCCCCAUCAUGAACAAAAGCUGAUUAAAGCACUAACAUCUCUAUAGAAUUAUUAUUAUUUCUAUUUCCUGAUGUGAAACAUCCUCAGAGCUGCACAGAGGUAUUUAAUACUCAAAACUGUAUUUUUACGAUGGUUAAAUGUUCCUUAAAGCUCUCAGUAAGUUGAUUUCUUGUUAUUUCUUUACUUUAUUGAGAUGUAAACGAUGGUGCGGUUGUAAUUUUUCCCGUCACUGCCAGUAAGAUCAGGAUUACACGAGUAAAGAACAGAAAGUGAAGAUGGUUUGAGGACGUUGAUUACAGUAUUUUGAGACAUGAAGUGAAGGUUUUUGUUGAAACUUCAGUGAUUUUUGUGUAUUUUUAUUUUGUAUUUAUUGUAUUAUUCCAGUUAGAUUUAUUCCAUUAUGAAGUUGUUUAAUUUAUUUGUAUUUGCUUUAAAAUGUCUGUUUCUUUAAUGGUUUUAAUAUUUAAUCUAGGAGAGAUUAAAAGCAUCUCAUUUUAAGUACAGCAGCCUCCACUUGCACUUAUGGUUCCUAAUUGUUGAUGCUGUUGGACUUCUAAAACGUCAAACAUUAAAUAAUUUUCCAUUUUUUCUUUCUUUUAUGUUAAAUUCAGUAAAUAAAACUUUAUUGUACACCCA
Trichomycterus rosablanca is the source of this 2605-nucleotide messenger RNA. RefSeq names its product ankyrin repeat domain 1a (cardiac muscle) (gene ankrd1a). Gene Ontology annotation, molecular function: protein binding. Lineage: Eukaryota; Metazoa; Chordata; Actinopteri; Siluriformes; Trichomycteridae. The record is from RefSeq and is a predicted model, not a curated record. The transcript is spliced from 9 exons. Bases 813 to 1712 code for a protein of 299 amino acids.